AUGGCUUUACCUUCACCUUUCUCUGUAAUCAGUAACAUUCUCUUCGUCCUCGUAGUAGCUCUCACCUUACAAAUUUCAACUGCACAGCACUAUUGUAACUCAUCAAUCUUCAGCUUUGGCGAUUCGCUAGCAGAUACCGGAAACCUGUUUAACAUCGCUCGACCUGGUGGUCUUCCCUCUUUUGGAUUACCUCCCUACGGAGAAACCUUCUUUCAUCAUCCAACUGGCCGACCCUCUGAUGGUCGCCUGGUCAUAGAUUUCAUUGCUGAAUAUCUGGGGCUGCCUCUGGUUCCGCCAUUUUUUGGAGGUGAAAAUGGAACGGAUCAGAGUUUUAAGGACGGUGUUAAUUUUGCGGUGUUCGGGGCUACGGCGCUUGAUUAUUCGUUUUUGUUAGACAAAGGGAUCAAGAAUCCUGUUACAAACUUUUCACUGGGAGUUGAAUUGAAUUUGUUCAAGCGGCUGUUGCCAUCUCUGUGUUCCUCUUCUUCAGAUUGCAGUAAACUCCUUCAGAAUUCUCUCAUUCUUAUGGGGGAAAUCGGAGGAAACGAUUACAAUUAUCCAUUAUUUGCAAAGACAAAUAUUGAAUUAGUGAGAAAGCUUGUUCCCCUGGUUGUCGGCAAAAUUGGUUCGGUAAUUCAGGAACUGAUUGAGUUAGGAGGAGUAACAUUUAUGGUGCCAGGAAACCUUCCGAUAGGUUGCAUACCGAUAUAUUUAACAAUUUAUCAGACUUCCAAUACGGAAGAAUAUGAUCCUGAAAUUGGUUGUCUAAACUGGCUUAACAAGUUUUCCGAGUACCACAAUCAGUUGCUUCAAGAAGAAUUAACUCGAAUUCGUCAACUUCACCCUCAUGUCAACCUUAUUUAUGCUGACUACUACAAUGCUACGCUUCAAUGUUACCGCAACCCAAACGAAUUUGGAUUUGAGAAGAAAUCUCUCAAGGCAUGUUGCGGAGGCGGAGGGCCUUACAAUUUCAAUAUAACAGCCAGUUGUGGUAGACCAGGAUCAACUGCUUGUAAUGAUCCUUCCUCAUAUAUAAGCUGGGAUGGUAUACACUUGACAGAAGCUGCUUAUAGAACGAUUGCCAAGGCUUUAAUACAAGGUCCAUACACCAUUCCUCAAAUCAACACCUCCUGCAUAGUCUCCAGUAAUAGUCAAAGCGUGCAACAACUGUAAAUUGUGAAUCACCUAAUUUUCAAUAUGGCAAUAAGCUUUCUAUUUUG
This is a messenger RNA of Carica papaya (papaya), 1220 nucleotides long. RefSeq names its product GDSL esterase/lipase At1g31550-like. Gene Ontology annotation, molecular function: hydrolase activity, acting on ester bonds. The record is from RefSeq and is a predicted model, not a curated record. NCBI's taxonomy places the organism in Eukaryota, Viridiplantae, Streptophyta, Magnoliopsida, Brassicales, Caricaceae.